Messenger RNA from Leptomonas pyrrhocoris, 604 nucleotides. RefSeq lists its product as hypothetical. The record is from RefSeq and is a predicted model, not a curated record. The coding region runs from base 86 to 604 and encodes 172 amino acids. Gene Ontology annotation, cellular component: endoplasmic reticulum. The transcript has a single exon. Lineage: Eukaryota; Euglenozoa; Kinetoplastea; Trypanosomatida; Trypanosomatidae.
AGUCCCACGGCGACUCUUGUCCUUUCUCCUUUUCUUCUUUACGUAACAUCGAUACACACACGCACACGCGCGAGCGCUCAUCAGAAUGGCUCCCAAGCGGCAGAACGACGAAGCUCUCCUCGAUGCCCGCAUCAACGCGAACCGCCUCGAAUACCCGGAGCAGUCCCUCGUCCUGGUGGCUCUCAUCGCCUCCUUCCAGCCGGUGUACUUCUCGCACGCCAUCAACGGUCUCGACUGGCACCGUCUGCCGAACCUGGUCUUGUACGUGAUCAUCACCGCCUUUACAACGUAUAUGCUGCGCCAGGCGUACGCCGUCAUGGUGCAGAGUGAGUUCUGGGGCCGCCAGCGCCACUUCGCCGAAGUGGCCGACGACAAGGCGAAGCCGCUGCGUCGUCUGCGCCUGCAGGUCGCCGUCGGCUAUACGCUCUUCUUCUUGAACAGCGUCUUCUUCGUGGUGAGCACCUGUCUGAUGGCGUACAUAUUUCGCCACAGCGACCCGCGUGCGAGCUACAUCCUCUCGCCCACACUGACGGCAGCGCUGCUGUGGCUGAUUGCGCAGAAGAACGAGGAGACCCGUCAGCGCCGCAUGCGGUCUCACAAGUAA